Messenger RNA from Monoraphidium neglectum, 672 nucleotides. Its product is annotated as Protein apaG. The transcript is spliced from 6 exons. The coding region runs from base 1 to 672 and encodes 223 amino acids. Lineage: Eukaryota; Viridiplantae; Chlorophyta; Chlorophyceae; Sphaeropleales; Selenastraceae. The record is from RefSeq and is a predicted model, not a curated record.
AUGCAAGCCCAACACUCCCCCACAGGCUAUCAACUGGAGUGCCUCGACGCAGCUGUGCCCGGCCUGGAGGAGGUUCCCAGCAGCUUCCCCCUGGACAGGCCCGCCCUGGCUCGUCUCAUAAAGGCAAACUUCAGGGCCCACAGGGACACGGCCGCACAGCUCAGCGACGGGUACACUGCACUGGACCAGGGCUUUGCCGCGCUGCGCGCCAUACCUGAGCAGCUCUACCUGGAGCAGUGCAGCAGCAGCAGUAACGCGGAGGGCGUGAUUGUCGACGUGACCUCAAAGUGGAUGGGCACCACCGAGGAGCCGCCCACGGGGGAGGCGAAGCACGCCUUCUCAUACAGGGUGCGCGUCACCAACGCGCGCAGCAGCCCCAUCCAGGUGCUGGGCCGCAGCUGGGAGAUAUUCGACGCCAACUCAGCGCUGGUCGGCCACAUCCCCCUGAGCCCGGAGAAUGCGAUUGUGGGUCAGCAGCCGGUCAUCCCCCCGGGCCGAACGUUUGAGUACGUCUCAGGGUCGGUGCUGUCGACGCCGUCCGGCACCAUGCGCGGCCGCCUGGCCGUGGCGGAGCUCCGGGGGCUGCAGCAGUGGCGGCGCGGGGAGGACUGGUUCAAGGUGCCCAUCGCGCCCUUCAUGCUCGUGCGGCCGCAGAGCAGCGGCGGCGGUUAG